UCGUCGGUCUCCAGUCAAUUCCAGCCUCAACGCGAUCUCUCAGCUCAGCUCCCAAGACAACGCUCCACGGAAUCGGUCGAGAUUGCUCCAGUGCCGCUCCAGUACCGCUACCCGGUUCAUUAGAGGAAUUGAAAGUGCUUUGUUGUCUUGGAUUUGGAUAUCAACGAAUUGUUGGGUGUUGCCCCGCGAAGGCCUUCUCAGAUUGCAUUCACAAAAGUUUUUAAUCGAUUCGAGAUAGUUCCAACCAACGGAUACAACUUCGGCAGACAACAUGAAAGUGCUGCAACGUUUGCUCUGUGUCGGCUGUCUGAUUGGCGUGGGACUGGUGGGUGCCCAGGACUAUCAGGACUACCAGGAGAACACACCACGAACUUCCCCAGUCCGCCUGCGUCCUUCUAACCAGGCCGAAGUGCCAAGACCCACGCCAGUGCCCAUCCUCAAGCAGAUCAACAAGCACAACGAAGAUGGCUCCUACACGUACGGAUAUGAGGGAGCCGAUGGCUCCUUCAAGAUUGAGACGAAGCUGGCCACCGGCGAGGUGAAGGGCAAGUACGGAUAUGUCGACGAGACGGGCAAGGUGCGAGUGGUGGAGUAUGGAGCCAACAAGUACGGUUUCCAGCCCUCAGGCGAGGGCAUCACUGUGGCGCCACCCACUCUGGUCGAUGAGACGGCCAAGGAGGAGCCCGACUAUGCGGAUGAGCCUGUCCAGCGUCCACAGAGGCCAUACCGUGUUCAGCAGCAGCGUCCUCAGCCACGCCCACAACCACGCCCUCAACCGCAGCCGCAGCCGCAGUAUGUCCAAUACGAGGAGGAGGAAGUGGAGCCUCAGCCCCAGCCGCCGCGUCGCGUCCAGUAUGCUCCUCAGCCACAGCCACAGCACCAGCAACACCACACGUCUGUGGGUCCAGCGCCACCACGGCUCCAAGUGCCGGGAGCCCAGCGCACCACCGAUGUACUGUACUCCCCGCUGCAGCGACCCGCCCGUCCCGGUCCCGAGCCCGACUAUUCCCAAUCCCAGAGCUUCGGCGAUGGACCCUCUAAUGUCCGGAUUUCCCGCCCCGUCUAUGCCCUGCCUCCUGCCUCACCUUCUCCAAGCAGUGCUCGUGCCCAAGGCUUCCUGGCACCUGCUUCCGGUGGACGUCCGCUUCUGGAGCCCGUCGGUUUUGGUCCCUCUCAGGCGCCCGUUGCCCGUCCCGUGCAGCAACAGUCCAGCUAUCAGCCCCAGCAGCAGUCCAGCUAUCAGCCACAGCAGCAGUCCCAGCCUCGCAGUGGUGGAGGCGGCAGCAGUCUUCUGGAUCAGCUGGCCCGCGACUACGCCCUGCCCCAAGGAAGUGCCCAGCCCCUGCACGAUAUCUCCUUCGGCUACUACUGAGCAAAAAAUUGGUUGUCAUGGCAGUCACAGGACGUCAGCUGCCUCCCAGUCCUCCUCUUCAACACAGAGAUUCCUUGCUUUUAGGUCCUAUCCGCACAGGUGCACUCUGCCCCUGAGAUUUUCUAAGCGAUAAUUAAAUCCAUUACUGAUAAUCGA
This is a messenger RNA of Drosophila persimilis, 1528 nucleotides long. It is a transcript of the gene Cpr97Ea, whose product is annotated as tyrosine-protein phosphatase non-receptor type 23. The record is from RefSeq and is a predicted model, not a curated record. Gene Ontology annotation, molecular function: structural constituent of chitin-based larval cuticle. NCBI's taxonomy places the organism in Eukaryota, Metazoa, Arthropoda, Insecta, Diptera, Drosophilidae. The coding region runs from base 272 to 1372 and encodes 366 amino acids. The transcript is spliced from 4 exons. Gene Ontology annotation, cellular component: chitin-based extracellular matrix.